AUGGAGAAUAUCCUCUGUUUUCUGAACAGUUAUACUGAGUCAGGGCUCAGCCCUGGCUUGGCGCAUUGCUUGGAUAUUGACCCCAACUUCAUCUGCUUGAGUGGGUUGGGGUUGUUUAUGCUUUACUUGUUCUACAUGCUAUUGACCCUGUAUUUGUCACCCCCUGGGAAAAAUGAUGACAUCCAAAUGCAUCAGGGCAGAGCCAGGAGGAGAAAGAAAGGUGGGACAUUCAAAGGUUUCCCAGACCAGAUAACCUUCCAGAAAGAAGCAGAAGAGGAAAGGAAGCUGGUUUCUUUUCUGAAAAGCUUCAGACCUCCUGCUUCCUGCAGUCCCCUGGGCCAGCAUCAUGAUACCACCCGCUUUCGUCGACUGUUAUGCCCAGACCCCCUCUGUGUGGUAUGUAACAGAACAACUGCUGAGGUCCAGCGACUGCUGUGUUGGGAGUCCUUGAAAGAUGCUGCUCCCUCUGUGUCCUCUUUGGCUUCUGCAGCUUCUGUGACUGAGUCAUCGUUUACUCUGGCUUCUGUUCCCUCAACAACCCCUCCAGAACACCUAAUAUUGUCCCCUUGUCCUGACUCUUCUCCCCCACCCGCCUUAAUUCUCUCACCUGAACUGAUCACCCCUUUGGCUGACUUAUUUUCACCCUCACCACUGAGGGACCCUCUGCCACCAAAGCCUGUUUCUCCUCUGGAUUCCAAGUUCCCUAUAGACCAUUCCCCACCCCAACGGCUUCCCUUUCCCCUUCUCCCACCACAUCACAUUCAGAGAGCAGAGCCCAAUCUCCAACCUGAGGCCAGUUUGUCUCUGAACACCAUCUUUUCAUUUAACUAUGCCCUAUCCCAAGGUAUGAACCCCUUACAAAAUAUUUCCCAGGAAAUGAAUCCCACUGAUUCAUGUGCUUGUCGUCACGAACCACCAACCUCAUCAUCUUUACCACCACAAGACUGUACUGUGACUCAGUCUAAAGCAAGUCUCACCAUAUUCAUGCCUUUUUCAGAGACGUUAUCUCUAUUUGGUUCUGGUGGGUCAUCCACCUAUUUCCCAACAAUUGAAGACAUUGACUAUUCAUGGCCUGCAUCUGCAGAAUUCUCCUGGUGGCAGCCUCAUGCCAAGGACUCUUUUUCUUCCAAUUUUGUACCAUCUGAUUUCAUGCAAGAGCUCCUUAGCCUUCAUUAUUCUGAGGCCUCUUUAGGGAGGUACACUGUGGUCAACCUCAUAGUGCCUGUUAGGCUCUCAUUUGUCAGCCAUGACAUUGUGGCACUCCUGGAGAGACAAGUCAAAAAAAGGGGCGAUUUCCUGAUGUGUAAAGAAAAUGGAAAGAAACCAGGAACUUCCCCAAAACAUCUUAGGCCAAACUACCAACUAAAUUCUUCAGGGAAAAUGUUAGCCUCAAUUGCUGAUAAGCAUGGCUUGGCAGCCUCUCUUCCUUUUAGGGCCAGUAAUAGGAAAGUAGAGCGGCUGCACAUCCAUCAGCAGCCUCCAUAUUCUAAGUGCUCUGAGGAUCAUUUAGAGCAAAAAUAUGUUCAGUUCUUCUGGGGUCUCCCAUCUCUGCACAGCGAGUCUCUGAAUUCUAAUGUUCUUCUCCAAUGUGGCUGUUCCUCCAUGUUUGUAUUCUUCAAUGAAAUUGCGAGUAUGUCUACAUUCCAGGAACCCCCAGUCCUUCCUCAUCUCCAACCUUUGUCCUUGCCUAUUACGCAGCCUCUACCCUUGUCUCAAACCCUGCCCCAAGGUCAGUCCCUGUCUCAACAUCCAUCUCCACUCACAGUCCAACUACCUAGUCCUCUAUUCCAGAUUGGGAUCUGUGGAGUGUGUUUUCAUAAAUCUCAGAAUGAGGCACAGUCUCUUACGCCAUCUGAAAUUAACCAUCUGGAGUGGAAUGUGUUGCAGAAAUUACUGGAAAGUGUGUGGGGUUUACCCUCUGUGGUUCAAAAAUCCCAGGAAGACUUUUGUUCUCCAGCUCCCAGUCUUGGAUUGGUCAAAUCCUUUAAGGCUUGUUGUCCCAUCUCCAUCAUUCCUGGAGAUUUUCCACUCAGUGCUGAGUUUAGGAAGAAACUAGAGCACCACAUUCAAAAGAGGCUUAUCCAGCACAGAUGGGGUCUGCCCCGCAGAAUCCAUGAGUCUCUGUCACUGCUACGUCCUCAGAGCCCAAUUGUAGAAAUAUCUGAGUCAGAAAACAGUGAGGGACCCUUACAUAAGUCUUUGGUUGAGGGUCAGAGCCACAAUGAUCUCAAGAAUUUUAAAUCAAGGAAACCUAGAAGCUUCCACAAGAGAAGUUCAAAUAUGCUUUCCUUGGAGAAUGUGGGGAAGUUUCAGGGAUACAGCCAGGAGAAUGGCCCAAAAGAUCAUCUGUUGCAUGAACCAGAAACAUCUUCAGAAAAGGAUCUGAGUUCUAACUCUGAGAGCAACCUAGAAGGUCAUAUGAUGCAUCUGCCAGGGAAUGAUUUAGGGGUGAGCCUAGGUCAGAAACAACUUGCAAAUGCCCUGACAGUACAUUUGAGCAAGAAAUUUGAGGAAAUCAGUAAGGGUCAAGUGCCUUGGAGUGUGCGCAGUUCAUGGCAUUCAGUCAAGCAGACAAUAUCUCUUCCUGAGAAAUCCCACAGCCAAGCAAACCAUCAAAAUUUGGCAGCAUUGGUGGGUGAGGACUACUGCAUUGAUACUUCCCAGGAGAUGUCCUUCCUUGGUUCUAACAAACAAAAGAUGUUGGAAGCCCAUAUUAAAUCUUUCCAUAUGAGGAUGCUGUGGGGUCUUCCCAGCAAGGUCCUUGAAUCCAUAGAAAUCUGUAAAUUGCAAGAGGACCUUUCCAGUUCCUUUUCCCAUCUUUACUUCCCCUCCUUAGCCACCUUCAUUCCUCAGGAAGAUUCCAAAGAUGGGUUCUCCAAGUCUCUUAGACAAAGCACUCUUCAAGAAGAAAAGUUGGGAACAACAAGCUCCAUCCCCAUUUUGGAUCAUCCUGACCCUGUUUCUGAUAUUGAACACAACCUUACAGAGAUGGAUUCCAAAGAUGGUGCCUCCAAUCCCCUUAGAGGAAGCACUACAGAUUUUCAAGGAAAAAAGAUAGAAACAACAAGUUUAUCCUACAUCCUGGAUCAUCCACAUCCGGUCAUCUCACCUGUUGACAAAGAACGGCAGGAGACCCUGAGAAGAGACUUAUUUGAUACUGAUAAUCAGCUUAUAGAAACUGUCCAGAAACCUGACAAUGGCAGACAGACUUUUCUGCCCCCAACACAUGGCAUCAUAGAGGAAGUCAGUCAGAAACAGAAUGUAGUAGCCAGUAGGAGCAGCCCAGAGCUGCCCAUAAUGCAAACUGGGGCUGGUGGUGAGUCAAUGGAUGAAAAAGAGAGUUGCAGCAAUAAUGUAGAAAGAAUUCAGAGCAGUAGAAAGACCUAUCCUGUCACCAGUGGGCCUAAGGAAAUGUUCAAGGAAGAUGAGCUCAGUUUUCUUCAAUCACAAACUAGGAACAACUCGACAACCAGCAAGUCAGGAAGUUCCUCAGUGAUAAAGGGGAAAAUAAGCACUCUUGAAACUGAAAAUUUCUCACCAAAAAUAUCAGUUCCCCAAGAUCCUAAAUCAUCAUCCCUUAAACAUCAGAUGUUUAGUGAGUUAAAGUUGGCCCAGGGGGAGCAUAGCCAAGCUCAAACUCAUUUCACUGACAUGCCCCUUGCUUUAGAUAACUUGACUUCCAAGGGCUUACUGACUCAUGUCCAGGGCAUCUCCAGUGGGAACAUGGCAACUUCCCAGGUGCUGAAUGUCCACAUGGAGGACAGAAGGAUCCAUGUGGAACAGCAGCAAGAGCCCACGGUCCCUAAGCAUGUCUUACAGAAUUGCCAAGUUAAGAAUUUCCCACCAGCUACAAAGAGAGUGAGAUCCAAAGGAGGAGAGCUUGGUGGAGGGGAUGCAGGGUUGGGAACACCCCAACCCAGGAGAAAGAGCCAUCCUCUUCAAAAGAAGACAUCAGGGGAGGUGCUUAGGAGAAAAUCUUCCCCAACCUUGACAACACAGCCUCCUCCUGAAAACCUUUUCAGAAAAUGGAUGAAGACCUUUUUUCAGAGGUUUAAGAAACCCAGCAUAAUAUGUGAGGAACAGGAACAUUCCCAGGAAAAGGGUAGCUCCCUGUCAUCAUUUGUGCAGGACAGAGGUCCAGCUAAGAUUAGAGCUGCCUUUACUGGGACUACUGAAGCUCAGAAAGUUAAGAGAGACAUUGGAAAGUUCCCAGAGGAGAAGCUGGAGCAUAGGGAUGGGAUAGAUAUCACCUGUCCCCAAGAGCCCCUUUCCUCCCCCGUGGAGCUUACAAAAGCUCAGCACAAGCCAGUACUGCAGGCCAGAGCACAGCGUGUCCAGGGCUAUCCCUGCAGCUACAUGGCUGCCUCCUGCAAAGUGACAUGUAGCAAAUCUUGCAGCCAACAAGCUAUCUUAGUUGGCCAGAAUCAUCCGACAAGGAUUAGACAGAUCAUAGACAAGAACAGACAGCCUCAGAAAGUUGAGGCAUUUAAGGGCAAGAUAUUGUGUCAAAGGCAUCCCCAAUCCAUGCUCCACAGGAAGGCUGUGCCCCAACCAAAUCCCACUUGCCAGUGUCAGGUUGACCCAGUGCCUCCAGCCGUCCCGACUACUGCUAAAAGCGCUGUGCUUAGUGAUGUGCCUUUAGUAAUUACACAGACAAUGCUUCUAAAGCAUUUCCAGGGAGGAAAAUUUCCCCCGACAAAAUAAUUCACUCCUAGUUGAGAAUAUUGAUUCUCCCCAAUAAAUGUUCUAAUAAGA
This is a messenger RNA of Saimiri boliviensis boliviensis (Bolivian squirrel monkey), 4755 nucleotides long. Its product is annotated as spermatogenesis-associated protein 31D1-like. NCBI's taxonomy places the organism in Eukaryota, Metazoa, Chordata, Mammalia, Primates, Cebidae. The record is from RefSeq and is a predicted model, not a curated record.